AUGGCGCAGGCACUGCUGGUACCACCGGGACCUGACAGCUUCUUCUACUUCACUAGAGAGUCUGUUGCAGCUAUUGAACAACGUAUCGCUGAAGAAAAGGCUAAUCGUCUCAAAGAAGACCAUAAAGAUGAUGAUGUCAAUGAAGAAAAUGGCCCAAAGCCAAAUAGUGACUUGGAAGCAGGAAAGACACUCCCAUUUAUUUAUAGCGACAUACCUCCGGGAAUGGUGUCCGAACCCUUGGAGGACCUGGACCCAUAUUACAUCAAUAAAAAGACUUUUAUAGUAUUGAAUAGAGGGAAGGCAAUCUUCCGAUUCAAUGCCACACCUGCCUUGUACAUUUUAUCUCCUUUCCAUCCUCUUAGAAAAGCAGCUAUCAAGAUUUUGGUUCAUUCAUUAUUCAGCAUACUUAUUAUGUGCACUAUUCUGACUAACUGUGUAUUUAUGACAUUGAAUAAUCCUCCAGAUUGGGCAAAGAAUGUAGAGUACACUUUUACUGGAAUUUAUACAUUUGAAUCCCUUAUAAAAAUUCUUGCAAGAGGCUUCUGUAUAGGUCAUUUUACUUUUCUUCGAGACCCCUGGAACUGGCUUGAUUUUACUGUUAUUACAUUUGCAUAUCUGACAGAAUUUGUGGACCUGGGCAACGUCUCAGCAUUGAGAACAUUCAGAGUUCUCCGAGCAUUGAAAACAAUAUCAGUCAUUCCAGGCUUGAAGACUAUUGUAGGAGCCCUAAUUCAGUCUGUGAAGAAGCUCUCAGAUGUAAUGAUCCUGACUGUGUUUUGUCUGAGUGUAUUUGCACUAAUAGGGCUGCAGUUGUUCAUGGGCAACUUGAGGCAUAAAUGUUUGCUGUGGCCCUUAAAUGUAUCUUCUUCUGAAAAUAGAUUUGCUUCAUUCUUCAUUAAUGACACAGUGUUUGACUGGAAGGCGUACAUUGAAGACGAACGUCAUUUUUAUAGUUUAGCAGGACAAAAAGAUGCCCUGCUUUGUGGUAAUAGCUCCGAUGCAGGUCAAUGUCCAGAAGGAUAUACAUGUAUAAAAGCUGGUAGAAACCCCAACUAUGGCUACACGAGUUUUGACACGUUCAGCUGGGCAUUCUUGUCACUGUUUCGACUGAUGACUCAGGAUUACUGGGAAAACCUUUAUCAACUGACUCUACGUGCUGCUGGCAAAACAUACAUGAUAUUUUUUGUUCUGGUGAUUUUCCUGGGCUCUUUCUAUCUAAUUAACUUGAUCCUGGCUGUUGUUGCCAUGGCCUAUGAAGAACAGAAUCAAGCAACCCUAGAAGAAGCAAAGCAGAAGGAGGCAGAAUUUCAGCAGAUGCUUGAACAGCUGAAAAAGCAACAAGAAGAAGCUCAGGUAUCUGCAAUAGCAGAAGCGGCUGCUGAGUUAAGAGAUUUUGGUGGUGAAGAUAGGAUUUGUGGGCUCUCGGAGAGUUCCUCAGAAGCAUCGAAGUUGAGCUCAAAGAGUGCUAAAGAAAGGAGAAACAGAAGGAAGAAAAGAAGACAGAGAGAGCUUUCUGGAGGAGAGGACAAGUUGGAUGAUGAAAAGCUUCCCAAAUCCGAUUCAGAAGGCAAUAUCAGAAGAAAAGGUUUCCGUUUCUCUUUGGAAGGGAAUAGACUGACAUAUGAAAAGCAUUUCACUUCCCCCCACCAGUCUUUGCUGAGCAUUCGUGACUCCCUGUUUUCCCCAAGGCGCAACAGCAGAACGAGUCUUUUCAGCUUUAGAGGUCGAGUAAAGGAUGUAGGAUCAGAAAAUGACUUUGCUGAUGAUGAACACAGCACUUUUGAAGAUAAUGAUAGCAGAAGAGGUUCUCUUUUUGUGCCACUCAGACAUGAACGGCACAAUAGUAACAUUAGUCAGGGCAGUGGGUCAUCAAGGAGGCUUCCAGUGAACGGGAAGAUGCAUAGUACUGUGGACUGCAAUGGAGUGGUUUCCUUGGUUGGUGGACAAACAUCACUCUUGUCGCCUACUGGACAGCUUCUGCCAGAGGUGAUAAUAGAUAAACCAACUACUGAUGACAAUAGCACCACUUCAGAAAUAGAAACAAAGAAGAGGAGGUCAAGUUCUUAUAAAAUAUCAAUGGAUUUGCUGGAAGAUCCAACUAUAAGGCACAGAGCAAUGAGUAUAGCCAGCAUACUCACAAACACAAUGGAAGAACUUGAAGAAUCCAGGCAGAAAUGCCCACCAUGCUGGUAUAAAUUUGCCAACACUUUCUUGAUCUGGGACUGUUGGGCUCCUUGGUUAAAAGUAAAACAUAUUGUUAGUUUGAUUGUGAUGGAUCCAUUUGUUGAUCUUGCUAUUACCAUCUGCAUUGUUUUAAACACACUGUUUAUGGCCAUGGAAUAUUAUCCAAUGACUAAACACUUCCACAAUGUGCUUUCAGUAGGAAACCUGGUUUUUACCGGGAUCUUCACAGCAGAAAUGGUUCUCAAGUUAAUUGCCCUGGAUCCUUAUUAUUAUUUCCAAGUAGGCUGGAAUAUUUUUGAUGGGUUUAUUGUUACCCUUAGUUUGGUGGAGCUUUUUCUUUCAAAUGUGGAUGGACUAUCAGUUCUCCGAUCAUUCAGAUUGUUGCGAAUUUUCAAGUUGGCAAAAUCUUGGCCCACACUAAACAAGCUGAUAAAGAUUAUUGGUAACUCAGUGGGGGCUUUGGGAAAUUUGACGUUGGUGCUGGCCAUCAUUGUCUUCAUUUUUGCUGUCGUUGGUAUGCAGCUGUUUGGUAAAAGCUACAAGGAAUGUGUCUGCAAGAUCUCCAAUGACUGUGAACUUCCACGCUGGCACAUGCAUGACUUCUUCCACUCUUUCUUGAUUGUAUUCCGAGUACUAUGUGGAGAAUGGAUAGAGACUAUGUGGGACUGUAUGGAGGUUGCCGGCCAAGCCAUGUGCCUUAUCGUUUUCAUGAUGGUCAUGGUGAUUGGAAAUCUAGUGGUACUGAACCUGUUUUUGGCCUUGCUGCUGAGCUCAUUUAGUUCAGACAACCUUGCUGCAACGGAUGACGAUAAUGAAACGAACAAUCUGCAGGUCGCUGUGGCAAGGAUUCAGAGGGGAAUAGAUUAUGUGAAAAGAAAAGCACGUGAAUGUGCCCAAAAAACCUUUGUGAGAGUACAAAAUGAUGUAGAUGAAAUAAAAUCAAUCAGUCAGCUAAACAACAAGGAAGACAACUACACUACCAACCAUACUGUAGCUGAAAUGAAUAGAAAUCUGGAUAAUCGCAAAGAUAAUAAUGGAACCACUGGUGUUGUAGGCAACCGUGAUUAUGCAUCAUUCAUACACAACCCAAGCCUUACUGUGACCGUACCAAUUGCUAUUGGGGAAUCGGAUUUUGAACAUUUAAAUACAGAAGAGUUUAGCAGUGAGUCAGAGCUGGAGGAAAGCAAAGAGAAAUUAAAUAUUUACAGCUCAUCUGAAGGUAGUACAAUUGAUAUAACUUUCCUUGGAGAAGAAAAAGCAGAUAUUGAAUCAGAAGAAGCACUAGAACCAAAGGCCUGUUUUACAGAAGGCUGUGUACGAAAAUUCAAGUUCUGUCAAGUCAGCCUAGAAGAUAAGAAAGGAAAAAUCUGGUGGAAUCUUCGAAAAACCUGCUAUAAGAUAGUAGAACACAACUGGUUUGAAACCUUCAUUGUCUUCAUGAUUCUCCUCAGCAGUGGUGCUCUGGCUUUUGAAGAUAUAUAUAUUGAAAAGCGUAAGGCUAUCAAGACCGUGCUAGAAUAUGCUGAUAAGGUCUUCACUUACAUCUUCAUUCUGGAAAUGGUGCUAAAAUGGGUGGCCUAUGGUUUUCAAACCUAUUUCACUAAUGCCUGGUGCUGGCUGGAUUUCCUGAUUGUUGAUGUUUCUUUGAUUAGCUUAACAGCUAAUGCCUUGGGCUACUCUGAACUUGGUCCAAUUAAAUCACUUCGAACGCUACGAGCUUUGAGACCUUUGAGAGCCUUGUCGCGAUUUGAAGGAAUGAGGGUGGUUGUGAAUGCCCUUUUAGGAGCAAUACCGUCUAUUAUGAACGUACUUCUGGUUUGUCUUAUAUUCUGGCUAAUUUUCAGCAUAAUGGGAGUAAAUUUGUUUGCUGGCAAGUUCUUCUACUGUGUUAACACCACAAGUGGUGACACUUUUUCAAGAGAAAUUGUUAUGAAUAAAACUGAUUGUGAGAUUCUUAUGAACAGCAAUAAAGGAAAAGUCCUGUGGAAAAAUGUGAAAGUAAACUUUGAUAAUGUUGGAGCUGGCUAUCUUUCUCUGCUUCAAAUAGCUACAUUUAAAGGAUGGAUGGAUAUCAUGUAUGCAGCUGUUGAUUCCAUAAAUAUAGACCAGCAGCCCAAGUAUGAAGAAAACCUGUAUAUGUAUCUUUACUUUGUCAUCUUUAUCAUCUUUGGGUCAUUCUUCACUUUGAACCUUUUCAUUGGUGUCAUCAUAGAUAACUUCAACCAACAAAAAAAGAAGUUUGGAGGUCAAGACAUCUUCAUGACAGAAGAACAGAAGAAAUAUUACAACGCAAUGAAAAAGCUGGGAUCCAAGAAACCACAAAAACCUAUACCUAGACCAGCGAACAAAUUCCAAGGUUUGAUGUUUGAUAUUGUAACAAAACAAGCAUUUGAUAUCAGCAUCAUGAUUCUUAUCUGCCUCAACAUGGUCACAAUGAUGAUAGAAACUGAUGACCAGAGUGAUGAGAUGAAACAUAUUUUAUACUGGAUUAACAUGGUCUUUAUUGUCCUUUUCACUGGAGAAUGUGUCCUCAAACUAGUUUCACUCCGUUAUUACUACUUCACCAUAGGCUGGAACAUUUUUGAUUUUGUGGUUGUCAUCCUCUCCAUAGUAGGUAUGUUUCUAGACAAGGUGAUUGAAGAGUAUUUUGUGUCCCCCACUUUGUUCAGAGUUGUCCGACUCGCCAGAAUAGGUCGAAUCCUGCGUCUCAUUAAGGGUGCUAAAGGGAUCCGCACUCUGCUUUUUGCUUUGAUGAUGUCUCUUCCUGCUUUGUUUAACAUUGGUCUCCUGCUUUUCCUGGUCAUGUUUAUCUAUGCUAUAUUUGGAAUGUCCAACUUUGCCUACGUUAAGAGGGAAGCUGGGAUUGAUGACAUGUUCAACUUUGAAACUUUUGGCAACAGCAUGAUCUGCCUAUUUCAAAUUACCACGUCCGGUGGUUGGGAUAUGUUGCUGUCACCAAUUCUUAACAGUGGAGAACCGGACUGUGAUCCCAAUAAACCUCACCCAGGAAGCUCUGUUAAAGGAGACUGUGGUAACCCUUCAGUUGGGAUUUUCUUUUUUGUCAGUUAUAUUAUCAUCUCAUUUCUAGUUGUAGUAAACAUGUAUAUUGCUGUUAUUUUGGAGAACUUCAGUGUUGCUACAGAAGAAAGUGCCGAGCCCUUGAGUGAGGACGACUUUGAGAUGUUCUAUGAGGUUUGGGAAAAGUUUGAUCCAGACGCCACCCAGUUCAUAGAGUUCAGUAAACUGUCUGAUUUUGCAGCUUCACUGGAUCCUCCUCUUCUUUUAGCAAAACCAAACACUCUUCAGCUCAUUGCAAUGGAUCUGCCCAUGGUGAGUGGUGACAGAAUUCACUGCCUUGACAUCUUGUUUGCUUUUACAAAGCGUGUUUUGGGGGACAGUGAUGAGCUGGAUGCACUUCGAAUACAAAUGGAAGACCGGUUUAUGGCAGCCAAUCCUUCUAAAGUCUCCUAUGAACCAAUUACGACCACAUUAAAACGAAAACAAGAGGAAGUGUCCGCUACUGUUAUUCAGCGAGCUUACAGACAUUACCUUUUAAGGCAAACGGUGAAAAAAGUUUCAUUUAUGUAUCGCAAAGAAAAGCAUGGUCUGCCUAUCAAAGAAGAUAUGACUCUGGAUAAGCUAAGUGAAAACUCAGCUGCAGAAAAAACAAAUAGGACCCCCUCCACAACCUCUCCACCUUCCUACAAUAGUGUAACAAAGCCAGACAAAGACAAAUAUGAAAAAGACAAUUCAGAAAAAGAAGACAAAAGUAAGGACACCAGGGAAAGUAAAAAGUAA
Molecule: messenger RNA, 5982 nt
Organism: Emys orbicularis (European pond turtle)
Lineage: Eukaryota; Metazoa; Chordata; Testudines; Emydidae
Product: sodium channel protein type 2 subunit alpha-like
Exons: 26
Coding region: 1-5982 (1993 amino acids)
Biological process (GO): sodium ion transmembrane transport; neuronal action potential; membrane depolarization during action potential
Cellular component (GO): plasma membrane; axon; voltage-gated sodium channel complex
Molecular function (GO): protein binding; voltage-gated sodium channel activity
Source: RefSeq, a predicted model, not a curated record